AUGUCUCUCGGCGGGCUCGUUUUCAAGGUACAGCAUUUGCGGCAGGCAAACGAAGAACGCUGCUCUAACCCAAGCAUUCGGCGAGAGUGGCGAACGCUCUCCAAUCCAGAGAAGCUGGCAUACAUUGACGCCGUGAAAUGUCUUCAUCAAUCUCCAUCUCGUCUUCGACAGAAUGCUUCUAGUCUGGACGACUUCCCAUGGACGCAUCAGCAUGUUGGAUACGUUGCACACGACUCUGCAUCUUUCUUCUCCUGGCACCGGUACUUCGUUCAGAUCUUUGAAGACACGUUGAGGUCGGCGUGUGCGUACGAGGGCUCCUUGCCCUAUUGGGACUGGACGUUGGACUGGCAAGACCCCUUCUCGUCUCCAGUCUUCGACACAAUGACUGGCUUCGGAGGCGACGGAGAUCGUCAGCAGCCUUCAGCGACUGGUGUCGGGUAUUGCUUGACAGAGGGCCCACUGGCAGGUUCCACUUCUCGAUAUUGGGAUAUGAAAGAACAGCUGCACUGCCUGGCACGAAAUUUGUCGGCUCCGAGCGAGGCCAACUGGAGAAGGAACAGACCCGAUCUGAUCGAACGCAUGCUGGAUCAUAAAGACUACUUCGACUUCCUCCUCUUAGUUGAGCAUGGACCGCACAACACUGUUCCAAACGCCAUCGGAGGAGAUUUUGCCCGCUUUGUAGCACCAGCAGAGCCACUAUUCUUUCUUCACCACGGCCAACUGGAUCGCAUGUGGUGGAUCUGGCAGCAGAAGUCAGCCAAGAACCGUCAAGCCUAUUCUGGUCCAGCUUCGUCCAGAUCGAAUGCUACCGCAUCGCUGACGGAUGUUCUGCCUCUCCGUGGAUUGGCACGCGAUCCGUUGGUUGAAGAAAUCAUCGACACGGAAAAGGGGCUUCUGUGCUACAAAUACGAUCGGACGACAUUCGGCAGUCUGUAA
Messenger RNA from Zasmidium cellare ATCC 36951, 936 nucleotides. RefSeq lists its product as uncharacterized. The record is from RefSeq and is a predicted model, not a curated record. The transcript has 4 exons. The coding region runs from base 1 to 936 and encodes 311 amino acids. Gene Ontology annotation, molecular function: oxidoreductase activity. Lineage: Eukaryota; Fungi; Ascomycota; Dothideomycetes; Mycosphaerellales; Mycosphaerellaceae.